ACGCCGAGAGAGAGAGAGAGAGAGAGAACAGAGGAAGGCGAAGCGACGAACCUAAACGAAGGAGACAAUCUACGCCAAUACGAAUACUCAUUUCUCUCAACGUGACGUUAGAGAAAGUGAUUCCCUCCACCUCCGACGCCCAACAAAAAAGCCCUCCAUUAGAAAAAGUGAUCCCCUCCAUUUCGUCGGCGCGAACCUUAGCGGUGAACCCUUCUUUUCUUUCUUUUCCAUUUGAUUUUCCUGACGAGAAGAAGUUUUUAAAGUUGAAAGACAAUGGAGAUUCCAGAGAAGAUGGACCAGCCGAACCAAGGUUCAAGCUCAUCUCUUACAAAUAAGCGAAAAAGAGGUCGUCCUCGCAGAGAUGAUAGCCAGACUCAGCAACCAGGGAUCCCACCUGUUAGUACUUAUAUUGAUGAGAAUCUGAUAGGUCAAGUUGUUUCUGGUGUCGUUGAAGGUUCUUUCGAGGCAGGCUAUUUUCUCAAUGUAAAAGUUGCUGACACAGAAAAACAAUUGAGAGGCGUUGUUUUCUUUCCAGAGAAAGUCACUCCAGUUAACACAGCAACUGAUUUGUUUCCCCAAGCUAAGAUGUAUGAAAGAGAAGUUAUCCCAAUUCCCUUGGUAAACCAACAAGCUCCACUUCAGGGGAAGAAAGAUGCUGGGAAUCAAACUGAUAACCUCCAUCCUGAGCCUCAAACCGAUGUCUUGAUCGCUGCUAAAAACCUAUCUGCUACUUGCACCAGAUCACUGCCUGAUAAUGUUCCAAUGAGUGAUGGGGGUGCUGAUUCUGUGGCUAUUGGUAAGAGGAAUGAUCCUAUUGAUACACUGAUGAAAGAUGUUGAUGGCUCUUCUGCAGAGAAGAAACUCACUGAACCUGAAGGCCAAACUCUCUCUCUGAUGCCCCAGUUUGCUAGCGAUGAUGCACCCAAAGAGGAUCAUACUGUCCUGACAUCUAAAGCUUGUGUAGCAAGUAAGGAAGCAUUUACAGUCACUUCUACUUCACCUAAAGAUUCAAUAGCUAAAGGCUCUACUACUUUGGUUGAUUUCUUUUCAGCACCUGAAAUGUCGCGAAAGGAGGCCACGGGAUCCAGCUCUACACUGAACCUUGAACUCUUUCAGAAAGAAACUAAUCGAUCGGGAACUGAAGACGAGAAGUCUCCUGCAGAUGCUGAACCUCGCGGAGUGGAAGAAAAACCAGCUUCUACUGUUGAUGAUGUGCCAGAAGAGCUUCAGCUAGAGCUUGGCAACAAGAAAAUGAGUGCUUCAUCAAUUGCUACUGAAACAAAGCCUGAUCAGAUUGCUUCUUCAAAGAGUGGGUUCUUGACGAAUGUGUUUGAUGGAAGAGAAGAAACGGCAAAAGAACCAGAAGAACCUAAUGCAGCUUCAGAGAGUGGCAUCCCAGAAGCAACAGCACAAGUAGGUGAUGAUGAUUCUUGAAAAGCGGAUGGAACAACAUCAAAGAAGCUGUUGGUAUUAUUGAGAACAGUUUUCUUUUUUCACUCCUUUUGGUUAGAAUAGUUAGUAGUAGAAAACUCUUAGCAGACUCAAGGCUCCCUUCUCUCAUUUGUGGCAUUAUGGAUUUUAAUUUGGCUUUUGCCUUAAAUAUUCUUCCCCUUAUGGUUAAAGCAACUUUGGUGGUUCUGUCA
Molecule: messenger RNA, 1643 nt
Organism: Capsella rubella
Lineage: Eukaryota; Viridiplantae; Streptophyta; Magnoliopsida; Brassicales; Brassicaceae
Exons: 2
Coding region: 274-1434 (386 amino acids)
Source: RefSeq, a predicted model, not a curated record